AUGGAAUCUGUGUUUGGAAUGAGUGUUAGUGAGAGGAGAGUUUCGAAGGCCGAGGAUGAUUUACAUUCCAAUUUUCGACGUCUAAUUUCGUUCUACUUUACGAACGUCCCAGAGGCUAUCUCGUUUUUCCAUGUGAAGAAACAAUUUGAGGUGUGUGGCAUGUUAGAUGAUGUGUACUUUGCUUGUAAUCGUAACAAAUAUGGAAUAAGAUAUGGUUUUGCACGGUUUAUCAAUGUUAAGGAUGUUUCAAAGCUUUUGAAGGCUCUGAAUAACAUAUGUUUUGGCCAUAUGCGGGUUUGGGAUAGAGUUGCACAGUUUGAUAAGGGUGCGAUAGUGAGGAAAGGGAAGGAGCAGUCGGUGUUACGGCUGGGGGGUUGGAGAGCUUUUAAGCAUUGUCCUAAGUCAAAGGAGGGAUAA
Vicia faba (fava bean) is the source of this 417-nucleotide messenger RNA. NCBI's taxonomy places the organism in Eukaryota, Viridiplantae, Streptophyta, Magnoliopsida, Fabales, Fabaceae. The record is from the annotation of a GenBank genome assembly.